Molecule: messenger RNA, 7146 nt
Organism: Closterium sp. Naga37s-1
Lineage: Eukaryota; Viridiplantae; Streptophyta; Zygnematophyceae; Desmidiales; Closteriaceae
Source: the annotation of a GenBank genome assembly
AUGGUGGCUAAGUCAUCCUUUGGGAUAACUUGGCUGAUUGCGCUGUCCAAUUUCAACUCUUCCGCACCCCUCUCAGCACAAUACGUUGCCCACGUGUCACAUUUUUUUGGUGACUGCGGGCUCUGCUGCUGCCCUCUUCCCUGCUUACACUUCUCUGCAUCUCUCGAAACCCUUUCCCUCCUCCUCCAUGCUUCCGCCUCCCCACGGUCCCACCCUACACGCUCAGGGCACAAAGAAGUACCCACAUGGGGCGGACUUCUGGCGGCGCCGGGCGCACCUGCUGGCGUCCAUGGGGAGGCAGGCAGACUGAUGAAGGCAGGCUUACUCACCUGCUGCUCUCCUCCCUGCUUACACUCCUCUGCUUCUCUCAAACCCCCACGCCUCUCAGGGCACAGAGCGCUACCCACUUGUGGCGGACUUCUGGCGGCGCCGCGCGCACCUGCUGGCGUCCAUGGGGAGGCAGGCAGACUGAUGAAGGCAGGCUUACUCACCUGCUGCUCUCCUCCCUGCUUACACUCCUCUGCUUCUCUCAAACCCCCACGCCUCUCAGGGCACAGAGCGCUACCCACUUGUGGUGGACUUCUGGCGGCGCCGCGCGCACCUGCUGGCGUCCAUGGGGAGGCAGGCAGACUGAUGAAGGCAGGCUUACUCACCUGCUGCUCUCCUCCCUGCUUACACUCCUCUGCUUCUCUCAAACCCCCACGCCUCUCAGGGCACAGAGCGCUACCCACUUGUGGCGGACUUCUGGCGGCGCCGCGCGCACCUGCUGGCGUCCAUGGGGAGGCAGGCAGACUGAUGAAGGCAGGCUUACUCACCUGCUGCUCUCCUCCCUGCUUACACUCCUCUGCUUCUCUCAAACCCCCACGCCUCUCAGGGCACAGAGCGCUACCCACUUGUGGCGGACUUCUGGCGGCGCCGCGCGCACCUGCUGGCGUCCAUGGGGAGGCAGGCAGACUGAUGAAGGCAGGCUUACUCACCUGCUGCUCUCCUCCCUGCUUACACUCCUCUGCUUCUCUCAAACCCCCACGCCUCUCAGGGCACAGAGCGCUACCCACUUGUGGCGGACUUCUGGCGGCGCCGCGCGCACCUGCUGGCGUCCAUGGGGAGGCAGGCAGACUGAUGAAGGCAGGCUUACUCACCUGCUGCUCUCCUCCCUGCUUACACUCCUCUGCUUCUCUCAAACCCCCACGCCUCUCAGGGCACAGAGCGCUACCCACUUGUGGCGGACUUCUGGCGGCGCCGCGCGCACCUGCUGGCGGCACAGAGCGCUACCCACUUGUGGCGGACUUCUGGCGGCGCCGCGCGCACCUGCUGGCGUCCAUGGGGAGGCAGGCAGACGCCCUGAGCGACUACUCUCGUGCUCUAGAACUCGAGCCUAACCACCCUGAGACGAUACAGGAAAGAGGAGUGCUGGCCUUCCAGGCGGGUGACUUCUGGACGGCAAUCAGCGACCUCUCUGCCGCACUCAAGCGCCAACCCAAGGACCCCAUGCUCAUCCGUGCCGUGGCCCUAAGCUAUGGAGGAGCAGGUCAGUGGAGGGACGCGGUUGAGGUGAUGGAGGAGGCAGUGAGGCGGCACCCAGGGGUGGCGCUGCUGUGGAGUGACAAGGGCCGCGCGCACAAGGAGUUGGGCCAGGCGGACCUUGCAGUGGCUGCACUGCACAAGGCUCUAGCGCUGGAAGAGUCACCAGAGGCAUAUCUACGCCUGGGCCUUCAGUUGCAAAGCAUUGGGGACCACAGAGACGCCAUCAAGUACGCCCAUAAGGGGCUGAAGCUCAAGCCAAUGGACAUUGAGCUCAAUUACCUGGAAGCUUCCUCGCUGCAUGCAGUCGGGGACUACAAUGCUGCAAUAAAGCAGUACAGUGUGAUUCUAACUCUGCCCUCUCAGGCAGCCAGCGAGUAUGCGCAAGUCCAGCAGUCCUUGGCCUUCUAUCAGAGGGACAUUGCCACGUACACGUGGUCCAAGCUCGCCCGCCCCUUCAUUGACUUCCAAAUCGACCAAGAUCUCGAUACCAACUUCAAGGAAGCCUGGAUCCGCCGGCUACCACCCACAGUGCUGCCCCGCUCAUACCACCCCCUAGACCUCCCUCCAGGCGCCAGGAGCAAAGGCGAAUCCCCUGGCCUUCCUGAGCUGUCAGAGGGGGCACUUGAGAUUAUCGCCAGGGCGGAUGAGAUUGGGAAGCGGACGCAGUACUUUCUGGACGGCUUCAUGCCCAACAAGCGGCAGUUCCGCAUGGCAGGGCUGGCAGCAUUGGAUGUGAUGCAGCAGGUUCGGACUGCAUGGGAGGAGAUGGCACAGGAGGGUGAAGGGGGCGAGGAAGGAGAGGGAGGAGCAGUAGAAAAAGGGAAAGAGAAGGGGCAAGGGGAUGAGGACGACGGGAACGAGAUCGAGAGGGGGUAUGGAGGCCUGACAGCUCUCCAGGUGGGCCAGAUGCAGAACGUCAAGUACUACCCACUCACGGACAGAACGUUGGAGGUGGUGAAGCAGCGGCUGCUGGAGGCAGAGGAAGCUGUCAAUGCGACGGGCAUGACCAUGAGCUCCAAGAGCGUGCAUGGCCUCAUGGGAGCGGCUCUCGGAGGCAAGUUCAGCAUUCCAAGGGCCGUCUAUGGUGAAAAGAUCAAGCAGGCAGAGACUGUGCAGGAGCUCCAUACAGCUGUGGGCUGUGACUUCUUCAUCAACUCACAGUGCCUCAGCGAAGCCAUUCCAGGAAAAGCUAUUCUCGGGACAGAGUUCUCCAUUGUCGCAUCCGCUCGGUCGUUUGACUUUGCCAUCCGCACGUCAGUGGACCGGCCGCGAUGGAAGCACCUAGACUUGGAGCUCACAGCAGCAUGGGAGGUGCUGUGUGCGGCAGUGCUGGACGCACACACAGAAGCAGUGGACCCGCAUCGCUACCGCCAGAGGAUUCAAGACGCCAUCCUAAAACUGGGGUACUUCUGGCCUUCUGCGAUGGCGCCGUCGCUUCGUGCGAUCCGUGCGACGUUCGUGUGCCUGUCGCUGAACCUGACGCUGUGCAAUGUCUUCACCGGACGCUACUAUACCGCGUCGAAUCUCGCCUCUCCCGCAACUCGCAAUCCUGAAGCUGAAUCGGCGGAAGCAGCGGGGUUCGUGCUGCCGAGCUCGGCGCGCAGCUGCGACGACGAUGAGAGGAUCAGCGGAGCCACUGGAACCAAGCUGUUCAAACUCCUUUCUCCGCCUUCCCCUUCUGCUCCCCCUCCCCCCGCCUGCGAUUCCCCCUCUUCUGGCCGCGGGGGGAAGCUGCUGCUGGGGGGAGCGGACCUGUGCGCCCUGAUGCGCGCGGAUGGGGGGAAGAGUGGCUUGGCUGGCGGUGGGGGAAAGGGAGCUGCGGAGGAGAGCAAGGGGGGGCGCAGAGGAGCGGUGGGGAGUUCAGAAGCAAACGUUGAGAAGGGGGGGAAGAGAGGAGAUGCGUCGGAAAGAGGGGGACAUGGGGGGGCGCAGAAGAAGGGACGUGGGGGCAGUGGGGCCCAAAAAGGGCAUGAAACGACCAGGAGGCGCGAGGGAGAGGAGGAGGGUGAGGAGGAGAGUGACAGGGGAUUGAAAGGAAGGGAAGGAGUGAAGAAAGGGAGGGAGCAGGCGAAGCCGACAGUCAAGGGAAGUGAAAGCAGGGAUGAGAAGGGGAGUGGUGGUGGUAGUGGUGGGGCUGGGGAAAAGGGGAGAGGGGGCAAGGGGAAGGAAGGGGGGCGUGAGAAGGAGAAGCAAGGCGGGCAUGUGAACAAGGAGAUGAUGAUUCGAGCAGCCAUCAGCAUGAUGCAAGCCAAGAAGUUCCAGGAAGCGAUCAACCUCUUUAACCAGGUGGAAGCGGAGGGCGGCGAGCUGUCAGACCAGCUGUUCAUCGGCAGGGGCCUCUGCCACCUGAUGCUCAAGCGCCUGGACGAAGCAGAAGACGACUUUACAGAGGGCAUUCAGCGCUUCCCCAGGAGUGCAGAGCUGUACCGGCGGAGGGCCAUGCUGUACAUUGAGAGGAACGAGCGUGAGACGGCAGUGGAGGAUCUGAGCCGGUCGCUGGAAAUAGAGCCUGACAACCAGGACGCCCUGCAGCACCGAGGCAUCAUCGCCUUCCACAUACACCUGUACAGCAUGGCCAUCGCUGAUCUCUCCAGGGCGCUUGACAUGCGCCCCAUGGAUGCCUACCUCAUCCGUGCCAAGGGCAUAGCCCUGGCAGGGGCAGGGCAGUGGCGCAACGCGAGUGCCGUGUUUGCGGAGGCGGUGAAACGCCACCCGAUGUCGGCGCACCUGUGGACGGAGAAGGGCCGCGUGCACAAGGAGCUGGGGGAGGUUGACCUGGCUCUUGCUGCCCUUCACAAGGCUCUGGCGCUGGAAGACACCCUGGAGGCGUACAUCCGCCUCACGUCCCUCAUGCAGCUAGUGGGCCGCCACAGGGAGGUGAUAAGCACAGCGAGGAGGGGAUUGAAGCUCAACCCCAACGACAUCGAGCUCAACUACCUGGAAGCUUCUGCACACCAUGCACUGGGUGACUUCGAGGCAGCACUGCAUCAGUACUCCAACAUCCUCGGCCUCUCGCCCACAGACAGCAACACUGGCACUCUCCAGGGCAUGGCGUUCUACCAGAGGGAGAUAGCAGCCUACACGCUAUCCAAGCUGGACCUUCCCUUUUCUCAGUUCCGCCUGGACUAUGAGCUCCACAACGAGCUCAAGGAAGCAUGGGUGCGAAAGCAGUCGCCCCUCUCCAUCCUCCCCGCCUACCGCCCCCUCCCCAUCCGCCUGGUUCGCAACCCCCCUCGCAUCCGCUUCUCCCCCCAAGUGCGGGCUUUAAUUGCCAAAGCGGACGAAAUCGGGCGGCGCACGCAGUACUUUGUGGACGGCUUCAUGCCGCACAAAAGACAACACCGCAUGGCGGGGCUUGCCGCCCUGGAUCUGAUGCAGAGAGUGAAUGCCACGUGGCAGCAUAUGAUUGGGGAACGGAAGGCGAGGGAUCGGGACGGGGAGGGGGAGGGUGAAGGACUAGGGGAUGAUGAAGCAGCGCAGAGGAGGAGGGCUGAUGGCAGUAGGGUCGAUGGUCGUAAUGGUGAUGAUGGUGAUGAAAGGGAUACAGAGGAUAGUGAUAGUGACAAUAGCGAAGGGAGCAGUAGAGGAAGGAGCAGCACGGGCAGUAGGUCGGGUGGGAGGGGCACACAUAGAGGGUCCCGACGAAAGACUCCCCGAGUGUCCCUCCAAUCAUCCGCAGCAGGAAAGAGAUCCAAGGGCCGAGAUAAGCCCGCCGGCUCAUCCGGCCAAUCCAACGGUGCACAGCUGAUCUCGGGGUGGAGAGACAUGUUCGAUGGGAUCAUAAGGUGGAGGCAGCAUGCGGAACCCUGCGAUACAAUCACAUGGAUCGACCAGCUCAAAAACGAAUACCCCAAGGGCUUCGGUACAAUCACAGCCAUGCGGGUCGGGCAAAUGCACAACUUAAAAUACUACCCCUUUCAGGACUGGGCGUUUGAAGUUAUGAGAUCCGUUCUGCUGGAGACUGAAAUGGCGUCGAAUGCGACCAACUGGCCGCUGCCGGUGCCGCGGCGGGUGCACGGGAGGGCGAUUGAGGCGGCGGGGGACUUUGGGGAUUUACACCGUGUGGUGGGGGAGAACUUCUAUGUUACCACUCAGUGUUACAGCGAGGCGUUUCCGGGGCGAGUGAUGAACGGCACGCAGCUGACCCUCGUGGAGGCCUCAGGCUCAUAUGACUUCACCAUUCGUACAGCCGUCACCCCCGAGCGCAGCGCAGAGUUUUUCCAGGAGCUUCAGAAGACAUGGGAGGAGCUCAGUGACGCAGCCACAGACACACACUUGCGGGCCACCGAUGUGCACCAGUACCGGCGGCGCGUGAGGGAGGGCGUGCUGCGGAUGGGGUACUACUGGUAUCAGUUCAUGCCGCUCACCCGUGGGUCGGCGAUGGUUGGCAUUAUCUCCAUCCUCGGCCUCUCCCUGGCUGCUGACAUGGAGACGCUCUCACUCAUCCCCAAGAACGUUCAGGGACGGUGCAGGGAAGGUGCGCCGCGGUCGUCCGCAAUGUAUUGGAUUAAAGCCAGGGUCCCAUGCGCCGCGCAGCCGCGCUCUGUCGCGCUAAUAACUGCCCGCGCCGCGCAAUCGUGCAGCUCGCGGCAAUAUCCCGCGCCCGCCAGUCCAGCUGUAGUGCGCAACUCCCGCGCAUUAUUACUUCUUCCCCGCGCCAGUAACCGCGCGAAUUCCCCGUGCGCGAACUCAGCCGCUUGUUUUUCGCGCGCGGACUUGCGCGCCAGGCGGGAUAUUGAUUCACAUUCGAUUAGAUCGCGUAGCUCAUGGGGGCUGAGGCCGCUGACGUGGCAGCAGCAGGAGAGGCGGCAGCAGGAGGAGAGGCGAGGGGUUCAGGGUAGCAGAGGGUGCAAGGAGGCGCGGAGGGGGUUCAGGGUUUGUGCAGUGGCGAAUUCUGGGGAGGAGCGAUGGAGCCUGAAACGAGCCGGAAGUGGGCUAGAAGGGAGUGAUACUAGCGAAAAUGACUCGAACGACAUCGAUGCCAAGGGUGACUCUAACGAAAGCGGACUGGAGGGGGAGGGAAGAAGAGAGGAGGAGAGAGGGGAAGGAGUGAAAGGGGAAGGAGGAGAGGUGGUUGGAGAUAAGGUGGAAGUGGGGAAGGGUCAAGUGAAGAAGCCGCUUAACGUGGUGCUUGUGUGUCCUCAGAUCCCCGGCAACACAGGGUCCAUUGCCCGCACAUGUGCUGCCACGGCCGUUCCACUGCACCUGGUGAAGCCUCUAGGAUUUGACAUAACGGACUCGAAGCUCAAGCGGGCAGGGCUGGACUACUGGCCGUACGUGGUGGUGAAUGUGCACGACACCUGGGGGGCAUUCAUGGAGUAUUUCAGGCAGCAGCCGGAGCCCAAGCGGCUGAUUGCCUUUUCCAAACGAGGCUCUGUUCCCCACCAUGAUAUCAAGUAUCAGCCGGGUGAUUGGCUGUUGUUUGGAGCUGAAACAUUUGGCUUGCCACCAGAGGCCAUCACAGAGUGUUCAAAAGGGGACUAUGCAGGAGGGAUUGCUCGCAUUCCUAUAGACGAAACAUAUGUCCGCUCUUUAAACCUGGCAGUGUCAGCAGGAGUAGGAGUGUACGAGGCAUUGCGACAGAUUGAGGGUCAUGCAGGCAAUGCUAGUAAUGGGAAUUAG